Messenger RNA from Durio zibethinus, 798 nucleotides. Its product is annotated as zinc finger AN1 domain-containing stress-associated protein 12-like. Gene Ontology annotation, molecular function: zinc ion binding. Gene Ontology annotation, cellular component: cytoplasm. The record is from RefSeq and is a predicted model, not a curated record. Lineage: Eukaryota; Viridiplantae; Streptophyta; Magnoliopsida; Malvales; Malvaceae.
UCAUUUCAGGCAGGCUUGGCUUAGGCCACAAGACAAACAUUAUAUAUAAGAAGCCUCCUCCUCUGUCUUGUCUCCAAACAUUCAAAAUUCUGAUAAUCUUUGUCGACAUCAACCAUGGCCGGAGGAACAGAAGCUUUUCCUGAUUUGGGAAAACACUGCCAACAUUCAGAUUGUCAUCAAUUAGAUUUUCUUCCCUUUAAAUGCGACGGUUGUCACAAGGUGUUCUGUUUGGAGCAUAGGUCAUAUAAGUCUCACAAGUGUCCGAAAUCAGAUCAUAAGAGCAGGAAGGUAAUUGUUUGUGAAACCUGUUUGACAUCAAUUGAGAUUACAGGAAAAGAGGAGGAGGAGAAGAUAAUGUUAGAGAGGCAUCACAAGUCUGGGAAUUGUGAUCCAACGAAGAAGAAGAAACCAACUUGUCCUGUUAGGAGGUGUAAAGAGACAUUGACAUUCUCUAAUACAACCGUUUGCAAGACUUGUCAAUUGAACGUUUGUCUGAAACACAGGUUUCCAGCUGAUCAUGCUUGCAAACCGGCUUCCACCGCACUAGCUGCAGCGGCUAAAGGAGGAUGGAAUGACAAGUUCUUGGCAGCAUUGGCUUCAAGGAAUGGGAAAGAUUGUGCCCAGAUAGACCGGCGGCCAUCACCACCUACUCCUUCUGUAAAGGCCUACUAGGACUUGCAUGGUUUUCCUUUUCCUUUUUUAAUGUAUAAUUUUACUUGUUUGGUUUUAAAAGUACUAAAAACUUAGAACCAUAAAACAAACUGAGCUAAACUCCAGAUUUAAGUUUUUUUAUUAUUU